Messenger RNA from Gossypium arboreum, 542 nucleotides. RefSeq lists its product as uncharacterized. The transcript has 2 exons. The record is from RefSeq and is a predicted model, not a curated record. Bases 93 to 437 code for a protein of 114 amino acids. Lineage: Eukaryota; Viridiplantae; Streptophyta; Magnoliopsida; Malvales; Malvaceae.
UUCCAUCGACAGAAGCCAACUGCAACAAAUUGCUGGAGCUUCCCAGGAUUCCUUCUCUUCUCAGAUUUGCUAGAAGGGAUCAAUAUGCAGAAAUGGAGGAAAGGAAGUGGCCUGCUGGUGUUCUGGAAAACCUGUCUCAGAGGAGCAAAUCAAAUGAGAUUGCUAGCCACUUGGAACUUAGAGAUCACUCGGAGAAAGUUUGGCCAUGGACAGCAGUAUAUUCACCAAAGCAUGGGUUGAUACUGGUGGUAGUGGGGGGAUUAAGGAUUAUCAUGCCAUCAAGAGAUGGCAGUCUCAAGCAGCUGCUGCUGAUCCAGAUUUCUUCCACCCAACAGUGCACGUCAAGGACGAGGAAGAGUCAAAUACUAGUUCAAGGCAACCGACAUGGAAGCAUGAUGAACGAGCAAAUAAGAGCUCUAUCUCCCAAGUUGCGGUAAGCAAGGAGCGGUUUAAGAACGAUCCCCGUGAAGCUGAUCAUAUUAAACACGCUGUCGUUGUAUAUGUUGGAUCACUGCUAAUGCCCCUUUAUAAAGCAAGAAAAA